AUGUCAAUCGCAUACUUUACACCAGUUACUGGCGCAUCGGGAGGUGCCAUAGUAGGAGUGGCCUGUGGUAUCCUUCUUCUCUACUGCGGAGAAGUCUUGGGUGCGAGCGGCAUUGUGUCAUCCAUAGGUCUGAACCCACGUAAAGCCAUGACCGACCCGGGUGCGGCGUGGAAGCUCUCUCUUGUUUCCGCAUUUAUGCUCAUUGGAAACAUUGUCCUAGCAAGACACAUCACAGCUGAUUCUAGACUCAUCCAGGACCCCAGCAUACCAAUCGUCAGCACCAUUGGAUACUUGAUCGGUGGUUUCUUGGUCGGGUUUGGUACUCGGUUGAGUAAUGGGUGCGCGUCCGGUCAUGGGUUCUGUGGGAUGGCACGGUUAAGCAAGCGAUCCAUUGCAGCUGUCGUCGCUUUCAUGUCUGCUGGUGUAGCAACGGCCAGCCUACUGGAUCCCAAAAAUAGUUUUGCAAGUGCCACUUCGCUCUUGAGAACCGAGAAAGCUCCAGCGCUUUUCAACCAAUGGGUUGGGCUUGCUGUUACUCUGCCAAUGGUUCUGGGAACAGUAUACGCACUGCACAAUUUGCGAAAGUCAUACCAAGGCCUUGAUCAUGAAGGUGAUGGAUUGAGUACAACUAGGGGUUCUAAUGAUCCGAAUGAAAGUUAUGGUGCCGUGAAAAGUGCGCCUCUUCUUGAAGGGGGCAAGGCUGAUCAAUCCGAGCAAAGAAUCGUGAUCUUGGACGGAGUUAGGAAAUUGAAGCCUGCGGUCGUGGCAGGCAUGAUGUUUUCAAGUGGCCUUGCAAUUACUGGAAUGGUAUUGCCAUCGAAAAUAUUUGGAUGUCUGAAUGUGCUUCUCAUUGCCAAGGGUACCUGGGAUCCCACGCUCAUGGCAGUCAUGGUGGCAGGACUGUCCGUCAGUUGGCUUUCUUAUCAGUUCGUAUCUGGUGUGGGAAUCAUUGAAAAUUCUUUUGCCAUGGAACGCCCGAAAUGCUCGAGUGAUUUUGCACUCCCAAAGAGCCAGAAUGUCGAUACCCCACUGAUCGGUGGCGCUCUUUGUUUCGGUGCUGGGUGGGCAUUAACUGGCAUGUGUCCAGGUACAGCAUUGUUCCUAGCCGCUAGUGGUUGUACUCCAGUCAUCUUGUUCUUUUGGCCUUUGUUCUUUGUGGGCGCCUUUGUCGCACAAGCGAUUGCUGAAAGGUCAUGA
Cylindrotheca closterium is the source of this 1197-nucleotide messenger RNA. The record is from the annotation of a GenBank genome assembly. NCBI's taxonomy places the organism in Eukaryota, Bacillariophyta, Bacillariophyceae, Bacillariales, Bacillariaceae.